Molecule: messenger RNA, 1798 nt
Organism: Carica papaya (papaya)
Lineage: Eukaryota; Viridiplantae; Streptophyta; Magnoliopsida; Brassicales; Caricaceae
Source: RefSeq, a predicted model, not a curated record
GUAGCAACUUUGGAUCCGCAUGUUGUAACUUCCAUUUCGUUGUCUACUCUGAAUUUUCCCGGCGGCCGUCAAUCAAGUAGAGUAUUCUUAGCCGGCGGCCGUCAAGACUCGAGAUCUGAUAUGAUGGAUACACCAAUGGGCCAUCGUUCUGGAUGCUGUUGUCACGUGUCCGCGUGCGGUUGACCAUUUAUACGUCACUUCCAACGGAAACAAAACACCAUGUUGGUUUUUCUUCCUCUCUUAUGGAUGUCUCCAUGGCACUGCAACUGUUCUCGUAGAUUUUGACUUUAUAGUAACCUGCAAGGCUCGUGUAUUUCUCUUCAUUGUUCUGUUGAUGUGCGUAAAUGUCUUCGUCUAAAGAGACAGCGAUCGAAGGGGAUCAAGCGGUGGAACUGAUCGUGCGUGACACAUCAGCUCCGGUCGCUGAUGUUGGUACAAGUGAAUCAGCCUCCGAUGAGAUCAUCCCUCUCUUGACCCAGAACGAGAGGCCAAAGAUCAACAUCUUCUCGAUGUCCUACUCCCGGAGAAGAUCCAGAGAGCAAAUGAUAAAAAUAACAGAAUCAGAGUUUUCUGUGGUAACCCAGUUUAUUUUUUGGUUAUGGAGUGGAUCGAGGUACUCUGGUCUCCUAUGUAUGAGCUUAUCAUCGACCAUCUACUUUGUGAUGGAAGUUCUUUCUGAUAGUUUAUCUGUUCAGUCAAUUCCUUUGUUUGAGACUGCAUUUACAAGAUGUACAAUUAGCUUGUUACUGUCAUAUUUGUGGUUGAGAAGAAGUGGGCAACCAAUUUUUGGACAAACACAUGCCAGGAGUCUUUUGGUUUCAAGAGCCAUUGUGGGUUAUUUGUCAUUGAUGAGUUUUGUUUAUAGGUAAGUUUUGCUUCACAUGCUUUCUAUUUUUCCUGUACUUACCGCUAUUGCAGCAAGAAUAAUUUUGCAUGAGAAGUUGAAAAUUUCUGAUAUGGGAGGUCUUUGCUGCAGUUUUUUUGGUGUGCUCUUCUCUUUUCGGCCAAUAAUUAUGACACAAGCGGGAUCAAGUAAGCAUGGGGAUGCAAGCAAUGCAAAAUUUGACCAGACAUAUGCAGUCUUAGUUGGUUUGUUUUCAUCAAUAACUGCUGGGGUCAGCUACUGUCUUAUAAAGGCUGCAGCAAAGGCAUCAGAUCAACCAGUGGUUACUGUUUUUUCAUUUGCCACAGUGGCUACUCCUGCCGCAGCAGCAUGUAUAUUUGCCUUUGAGGAGUUUGUGCUUCCAGGACUUCAUUCAUUCCUUCUUAUGCUUUUACUUGGCGUUCUGGCAUUUUUUGCUGAGGUCUUCUUGGCACGUGGACUUCAACUUGAGAAAAUCAGCAAAGUUGCAAAUGUCCAGUACAUGGAGGCUGCCUUGUCACAGUUAUGGAGCAUUUUUAUAUCAAGGACAGUUCCAACAUUUGGCCGGCUUAUCGGAUGUUUACUUAUCUUAAUUUCUGUGUGUUGUACGAUGUACUUUGGACCCGAUAAAGAGAUGGAACGGGAAUUACCUUUUUCUUCUGUCUAGCACCCAACUUGGCCCACCAGUUCUAAUCAACGUUCUUGAUCAUAAGAAGUUGUAAUUUGCUUCUGCUUGAUUUUGUUUCUUGGAAAGAUGGUAUCAUCUAAUUUCAGCACUCAAAGACUGCUAACGCCAAAAACAUGGUAUUUUUUUUUCUUUUUCCCACUUUUCAAUUCGUAGUUUUCUAUCUUGCAUUAUUAAUUUUGUGAGCAACUGCAGGGAAUUUAUGUUGAGUUCUAAGAAAUAUUUAAUCAAAGUUCUUGUGAUUCCGUUUU